AUGGCCAGUUUGCACUACGAAACCAAGUACGACGAAUCUGAAGUGUUUUCCAUCGCUGGGAAAGCUUUGAAACUGACUUCAGCAUCAGAUAUUGAGCCUCAUCUGGAGGAGCUGGGCAAGUUGACAAAAUGCAGCAAAUUGGAUCUGUCCGGCAACACCAUCGGCGCUGAUGCUUCCAAAGCGCUUGCACAAUUCAUCGAGACUCACGACUCGGUUUACAAGAACGUGAGGGAGAUCAAUUUCGCCGAUUUGUACACUUCAAGAUUGGUCGACGAAGUGGUGGAUUCUCUCGGAUGCCUGUUGCCAGCCCUGUUGAAAUGCGAUCGCCUGGAAAUUUUAAACCUCUCGGAUAAUGCGUUUGGUUUGAGAACUAUUGAUAUCCUGGAGAAUUUCAUUGCCAGUGCUACCCAUUUGAAGCACUUGUUGCUAAGUAACAAUGGCAUGGGUCCAUUUGCCGGUGAAAGGAUUGGGAAGGCGCUUUUCCAGCUGGCUCAGAACAAGAAGCGGAAGAACGAACCCUUUUUGGAGACUUUUAUCUGUGGUAGAAACAGAUUGGAGAACGGCUCCGCUUUGUACUUGGCAUUGGGUUUGAAAAGCCAUGGAGACGGGUUGAAGAGCGUUAAGCUGUAUCAAAAUGGUAUCAGACCGAGAGGUGUGGCUACUUUGAUCCACUAUGGUCUGAAAUUCAACAAGAAUCUGCAAAUUUUGGAUAUGCAGGAUAAUACCUUCACCAAAUCUGCAUCCUCGAUCUUGGCUGACAACCUACCCGCUUGGAAGGACACUCUACGGGAGCUGAAUAUCAACGAUUGUUUGUUGAAAGGUCAGGGAGCAAGUGAAGUCUUCAAGAUCUUUAAUGAUCACAAAUUCGAAAAGUUAGAAAGCUUGAGGGCAAAUUAUAAUGAAAUGACACAGGAAACGGUUGAAGAGCUCCUUGUUCCAGCUCUGCAAAAGGGUAAUCUACCCAAGUUGAAGGACUUGGAGAUUAACGGGAAUAGGCUGGAUGAGGACUCGGAAGCUUUAGACACCCUACAGGAACUGUUUGAAGAGUUGGAACUAGAUGAUUUGGAGGAGUUAGAUAGCGACGAGGAGGAAAGUGAGGAAGAAGAGGACGAAGACGAGAAAUUACAGGAGAUAGAAACGGAAAUCAUGGAGAAACAGUUGUUGGAACUAUCUGUCGAGCAUCUAACUGAAGAUUUAUCAAAAACCCGUAUUUGA
This is a messenger RNA of Torulaspora globosa, 1215 nucleotides long. It is a transcript of the gene RNA1, whose product is annotated as GTPase-activating protein RNA1. Bases 1 to 1215 code for a protein of 404 amino acids. The transcript has a single exon. Gene Ontology annotation, cellular component: nucleus; perinuclear region of cytoplasm; cytosol. The record is from RefSeq and is a predicted model, not a curated record. Lineage: Eukaryota; Fungi; Ascomycota; Saccharomycetes; Saccharomycetales; Saccharomycetaceae. Gene Ontology annotation, biological process: activation of GTPase activity; nucleocytoplasmic transport. Gene Ontology annotation, molecular function: GTPase activator activity; small GTPase binding.